Dunckerocampus dactyliophorus (ringed pipefish) is the source of this 6882-nucleotide messenger RNA. It is a transcript of the gene slc12a2, whose product is annotated as solute carrier family 12 member 2. Gene Ontology annotation, molecular function: ammonium channel activity; sodium:potassium:chloride symporter activity. Gene Ontology annotation, biological process: sodium ion transmembrane transport; cell volume homeostasis; chloride ion homeostasis. Gene Ontology annotation, cellular component: membrane. The record is from RefSeq and is a predicted model, not a curated record. The transcript has 27 exons. NCBI's taxonomy places the organism in Eukaryota, Metazoa, Chordata, Actinopteri, Syngnathiformes, Syngnathidae. The coding region runs from base 351 to 3809 and encodes 1152 amino acids.
AGGGAGGCUUUAGGAAGCUAGGAGGAGCUCCGGCAAGGUCGACAACAGCAUCCUGCUCUGAGCUACAGGAAGACUGUAGCGCGACUGCCUUUAGUUCGCGGAGAACAGCAAUGGUUUCCUUUUGAAUUUCGGUUGAAGAAGAAUAAAGCCAGGAGGUGGCUGGAAGUGUCCAUGCUGUAGCUUCUCGUUUCGAGCUAACAAGCUUCGAGGCGUUUUAGCGCUUUUUUUCCCUGACCAAAUAGUUGCGAGGACGGUAUUGAACUUCUUCUGGCUUGGGGUAGCGGGCCUAACGUGCCUUUCUCUACCGCGGUUUAUCCGUUACUUUUUGCAUUAGCAGUGCUGAUUGUGCCAUGUCAGCGCCAUCAUCCACGCCUCCCGCAGCGGAGAAUGAUCUUUUAAGGCCCGAUGGGGGGCAGAACCCGCCGGGUCCGACGCACAGUCAGAGCCGCUUCCAGGUGGACCUUGUGGCCGAGGCAGCAGCAGCGGUCGAAGAUAAGUCACCGAGUUCUGAAACCUCCACCACUGUCCCGUCCAGCGAGAUGGCCACUCCCGGUGCAGCACCUGACGAUCCAGGAGCGAGCGGUGAAGAAGCCAAAGGACGGUUUCGGGUUGUUAACUUUGCAGACCCAAGUGGAGCUGGGAGUCCGGCCUCUCCAGAGGCGGCGCCGGUCGAGGGGGUGCGGAACGGGGACACAGUGAUGAGCGAGACUAGCUUGCAUUCAUCCACAGGCGGCCAGCAUCACUAUCACUAUGACACCCACACGAACACGUAUUACCUGAGGACCUUUGGCCAUAACACCAUCGAUGCCGUGCCCAACAUCGAUUUUUACCGGCAGACCGCAGCACCACUGGGGGAGAAGCUCAUCAGACCCACCCUGUCGGAGUUGCACGACGAGCUGGACAAGGAACCUUUUGAGGAUGGGUUUGCCAAUGGUGAUGAGCUGACCCCAGCAGAGGAAGCUGCAGCAAAAGAAGCAUUGGAAUCUAAAGGAGUUGUCAAGUUUGGCUGGAUUAAAGGAGUGCUGGUCCGCUGUAUGUUGAACAUAUGGGGUGUGAUGCUCUUUAUCCGAAUGUCCUGGAUUGUGGGGCAGGCUGGAAUUGCUUUAUCCUGUUUAAUUGUUGCCAUGGCCACUGUUGUGACAACAAUCACUGGUCUCUCCACUUCUGCCAUUGCAACCAACGGAUUUGUUCGAGGAGGUGGAGCUUACUACUUGAUCUCAAGAAGUUUGGGGCCAGAGUUUGGAGGCUCUAUUGGUCUAAUCUUUGCCUUCGCCAAUGCAGUGGCAGUGGCUAUGUAUGUGGUGGGCUUUGCCGAAACUGUUGUGGAACUUCUUGACGGUGCCGAUGCGCUCAUGACGGAUGAGAUCAACGAUAUUCGAAUUAUUGGCACCAUCACAGUAAUCCUUCUCCUGGGCAUAUCUGUUGCAGGAAUGGAAUGGGAAGCAAAGGCCCAGAUCUUCUUGCUCUUUGUGCUCAUCACAGCAAUCAUCAACUUCUUCAUUGGAACGUUUAUUCCUAUUAAGUCGAAGGAAUCUAUGGGCUUCUUUGGCUAUGAUGGUUCUAUCAUGUGGGAAAACAUGGGUCCUGACUUUAGGAAGGAAACAUUUUUUUCUGUCUUUGCAAUCUUCUUCCCUGCAGCCACUGGUAUUCUGGCUGGGGCAAACAUUUCUGGAGACCUUGCUGACCCACAGCUUGCCAUUCCCAAAGGAACACUCCUCGCCAUAUUGAUCACUGGAAUAGUUUAUCUGGGAGUUGCUAUCUCUACAGGCUCAUGUAUUGUGAGAUAUGCCAGUGGGAAUGUGAGUGACACAGUCAGUUCUCAGUUCAUGACGAAUUGCACUGAUGCGUCGUGCAAAUUUGGCUACGACUUCUCUUCCUGUAAGAGUGACAAAGACUGUCGCUAUGGACUCCAUAAAGAUUUCCAGGUUAUGAGUAUGGUUUCGGGUUUUGGGCCCAUAAUUACUGCUGGAAUCUUCUCUGCCACGCUUUCCUCAGCUCUGGCGUCUUUGGUCAGUGCACCUAAAGUGUUUCAGGCUUUAUGCAAAGACAACAUCUACCCCAGCCUAAGCAUGUUUGCCAAAGGUUAUGGCAAGAACAAUGAGCCUCUCAGAGGCUACAUCCUGACCUUUGUGAUUGCUCUUGCUUUCAUCCUCAUUGCUGAACUGAACGUCAUUGCUCCCAUCAUCUCUAACUUUUUUUUGGCGUCCUAUGCCUUGAUCAACUUUUCUGUGUUCCAUGCCUCCUUGGCCAACUCGCCAGGGUGGCGUCCCAGCUUCAAAUAUUACAACAUGUGGGUUUCUCUGGCUGGAGCUGUACUGUGCUGCGUGGUAAUGUUUGUGAUCAACUGGUGGGCUGCUCUUUUCACCAACGUCAUUGUCCUGGGUCUCUAUAUUUAUGUCAACUACAAAAAGCCGGAUGUGAACUGGGGCUCAUCGACCCAGGCGCUGACCUACCACCAAGCUCUGACCCACACUUUGCACCUCAGUGGAGUAGAAGACCACAUUAAGAAUUUCAGACCCCAGUGUCUGGUGAUGACUGGUUACCCCAACUCCCGUCCAGCUCUACUGGACCUGGUUCACAGCUUUACGAAGAAUGUGGGUCUGAUGGUGUGUGGCCAUGUUCGCACGGGUUAUAGAAGACCAAACUUCAAAGAUCUUGCAACAGAGCAAUCCCGGUAUCAGCGUUGGCUGCUGAAGAAUGAAACAAAGGCUUUCUAUACGCCAGUGUUUGCAGAGGACAUGAGGCAGGGGAGCCAGUUCCUGCUCCAGGCUACAGGUUUGGGUCGUCUCAAGCCUAACACUCUAGUGCUUGGCUUCAAGAAUGAUUGGCGGGAUGGAGACAUGAUGAAUGUGGAGACGUACAUGAGUAUAAUCCAUGAUGCAUUUGACUUCCAGUAUGGCGCUGUUAUUCUGCGAUUGAAGGAGGGCUUGGAUGUUUCGCAUAUACAUGGACAAGAUGAUUUGCUGUCCUCCCAAGAAAAGUCAUCUGGAAUGAAAGAUGUGAUUGUGUCCAUUGACACUAGCAAAGACUCUGACGGAGAUUCCUCUAAGCCUUCCUCCAAAGCCACAAGCCUCCAAAACAGUCCAGCAACACAGAAAGAUGAUGACGAUGAUGGCAAAGCCCCAACGCAGCCCCUGUUGAAAAAAGAUAAGAAGAACGCCACUGUACCACUGAACGUGUGUGACCAGAGACUGCUGGAGGCCAGCCAGCAGUUCCAGAAGAAGCAAGGGAAGGGCACUGUUGAUGUCUGGUGGCUGUUUGAUGAUGGAGGUUUGACUCUGCUCAUCCCCUAUCUGCUGACCAACAAGAAGCGAUGGAAGGACUGCAAGAUUCGUGUUUUCAUUGGAGGCAAGAUCAACAGGAUAGACCAUGACCGCCGAGCGAUGGCAACUCUGUUGAGCAAAUUCAGGAUAGACUUCUCGGACAUCACUGUGCUGGGAGACGUAAACACGAAGCCCAAAAAGGAACACGUGACUGCCUUUGAGGAGUUGAUUGAGCCCUAUCGAUUGAAGGAAGACGACAUGGAGCAGGAGGCAGCCGAGCGUCUGAAAAACAGCGAGCCAUGGAGGAUUACUGACAAUGAGUUGGAGCUUUAUCGUGCCAAGACUAAUCGUCAGAUCAGACUCAACGAACUACUGAAGGAGCACUCCAGCACAGCCAACCUCAUCGUCAUGAGCCUACCAUUGGCCAGGAAGGGUGCAGUGUCGAGUGCUCUGUACAUGGCCUGGCUGGAGGUGUUGUCAAAGGACCUGCCGCCCAUCCUCCUGGUGCGCGGCAACCACCAGAGUGUCCUAACCUUCUAUUCUUAAAAAAAUACACAAGGAGAAUGUCUCACAUCCACCUAGUGUCUGUUAGUGGACCCACUUUUAUAUAUACACGUAUAUAUAUAUACAGUAUAUAUAGAUAUAUAUACAGUAUGUACCUUCCAGUUCCAGUCCAAACAUAAGUAUGUACCAUGCACACUUUAAAACAGCAACGUUUUAAAAUAAAGCAACAAGAAUAAAGUUGAAGGAUGGGGAAAAGACACACGGUUCAAGCAGGGUUGGGGUGCUUUUAAAAUGUACCAACUCUCCUCCUUUCUAUUUGUUCCUGAAACGUUUGUAUUUUCUCUCCAAUUUCUUCUGAUUCAUACGUGGAAAUGAUCGGUUUCUCCGAAAUCGAGGGGUCUCUGGUUUUUAAAAGCGGUUCUUUUGCACCAACUUUACCGUGUGAUGUGGAAUAUUUUGCGGCCGCACUUGCUGUUCAUUUUAUUUGACGAGUUUUAAUGUUUGUGAAGCAGCAAGGGUCCCCUCGCUGCUUUCCUGGAAUGUUUGGAGAGAAGCAUGGAGAAACAAUGCUUUGCAACACCUUUUUAAAGCCUUAUGGAUGUGCCUUCCAGUUGAAUCAGAUGAUAUUAAUCUCUAUUUAGAUGACGAGAAGACGUAUUAUAUUGCUUGAUAGUUAGGUUUAUUGAUUUUCAACUUGAUUCUUUCUUAGUAGAGUGAACUGCAUGAAUUUAUUCAACGUGUAAGUGACGGCAUAAAGACUUUCUGCCAGUUCUUCCCCCUUCGUCAACCUGUGUCUGGGGCCAUAGUGCUUUUCUUUUGAUAGUCUUCCUUUUAAAAGACCUUAUUUUUGAUGCCUCAACUACUCUGCAAAAGACACUAUUAAGCUUGUAGGCAAAGUGCCUAACAUCCAUAGAAUAUUAUUUUUGUGGACUUAUUUUUUUCGCUGUCACAUGAAGAGUAGCCUCUCCUAUGUAGCCGCUGAUCAACUAAAUGCUUUCAUUCAACAAAUGUUUUGUUUCUUGCAUUGUUUUGUCGUCUGAAAACUUUGCCUUAAUACCACAAGUACCAGUUUCACCAUUUGUAAGCCAUACCAGAUACAGUAGCUCACAUCAUGUUCACGAAAAAGUGCUUGCUUAAAGCUGAUGUUGACAGUUCACACUACUUUUGUCGACAUAAAAUGUAUUUUCUUUGGUGCAUCAGCCGGUUUAUGUCGGUCAAAACGUGUUGGGAGCAACGGCUUGACGUUUUCUAGUAAUGGGUAAUCUAAUUAAUGACUAUUUCAGACCUAACCGGCGUGAAAUGUGGUGCGUUGUUAUGCACUGAUAUCCGACAGCUGCUACCGCUCUCAGGCUCACUCGUAGAUAUGUGAAUUUCGUGAACGAGUUGAAUCUGUAGAAUGGCUCUUUUAAGGGAACGAUGACAAAUGAAUGCUGUAAUCCCUCACCAUUUUGCACUUCAAAUAUCACGACUUUAUUAUUAUAUUAUUAUCUAUUAUGGUUUUUCUAAAACAUUAAUUAAUAAAUCAUGCUGGUUUAUGGUUGAAUAUGGCCUGUUAUUAGUCACAAAUAAUGCAUAUUUAAACACAUUUUAUGUUAAAUUAAGCAUUUUCAAGCAUAAAAAUGGCUACAUGAAAUAAAAUACAAAUAUAAGGCAUUCAGAAGAUGCAUUCAAAGACGUGAUGAUAUGUAGUAUUCUACACCGGUCGCUAAUGUUUGAUGAGACACACAAGCAUCAAACUUGGUCGCUACUGUUGCGGCCGUAACCUAAAUCAAGCUAAAACUCCACUCAGCUCCUCUCGUACCAAAACACAUUGUGGAAAUUCACUUAUCACGGUCGGGUCUGGAACCAAUUAAGCGUAAUAAACGAGGGAUUACUGUAUUUCAAAUGUUACUGUUACCGGUGUGAAAUGUGCUGCGUUCAAUGCACUGAUAUACGACAGCUGUUACCCACUCAGCUUGCUCACUCAAAAGCAUGUGACAUUCGUGAACGGGCCGGGUCGUUUGAAUGACUCUUCAAAGGAAUAAUGAGACUCCAUUUGCCGAUAUAGGAAUACAAUAUAUAACAACGGGUCAUCCUUAUAUGCAACUGGGAAUUGUUUUUCCAGCUUUUAUUUAAAAGAGCAGUUUAAAAGACUCGACUCGUUUGUGAACGUCUUGUGAACUCGCUGCAACAAUGUUGAGUGUGUCGAGUUAAAGCUGUCGUUUUCAGGAUGAGGCACUUCAACGUCAUUGAUGUAAAAGGCAAGAACAUACAUGUGAAGUGUACAGUAUGUCCAACUCCAAAGUGUUCGUUCCCGUCCGUUGUGAGUAACACAAAUCUCGUCAAACGUCUCUCACCACGGCUACAAAGCUAAAUCACAAGUCUUUGACAUAUUAUAAGUAAGGCAGUAAUUACUUUCCAUGGUAACUAAUUACAUUUAUGAAAAAGCAAUUGAAUUACAUUUUGGGGAAAGUAACUAAUUACUUUUUUUAAGUGAAUUGCCCAACCCCGGUUAUGGUAUUGUUAACUUCAUCAUUAUCGCUCGUGUGUUUUUACAAAAGCAGAUUUGUGUUUAUGUCGAAAUUAAUAAAACAAACGGAAAAGGUUGGGCUGGGCAACAGAACUUGCCUCCAAAGCUUCAGCGUGGUACUUCUUUUGUGGUAAACUUCUCAGCUCGACUACCAAAACGCUCCCCUUCGAAUGGAGGAACACAACGUCAACAGACUGCCGUCUUUUCAAAAAUGCUUAAUGUCGCCUGUUCUCCUCACGUCUCUGGCCAAAGCCACAAGUAACCGUUUUCGGUUAGGACGACAACCGCGUAUGUCGACAUAAAUGUAUUCCACUGUAAUACACCACCACAAACACGCACUCCGUCCACCACGUCCCUCAUCUUGCUUACUGUAACUGCUAGUUGCUGGUGGAGCGGUGAUUCCACAGAUAACACAUUCCAGCAUUGGCGUUGCUCGUUUGCCGUCUGGAUGUACGAUGAACUGCUGGCUGGAGGAUAAACGUCACACUUGGAAGGCUGUGAAUCAUGUGACAGAAUGUGUCAAGUCAGGAGCAAACUUAUACCUCUAUGCAUUUCACUUUGUGUCGCCUACGUACUUGUAAUAAAAGUCCAUCUCUCCAUUUGAAA